AUGUUGGGUCUUGAUUCAUUACCGCCAGAAUUAUUAAUUGUGAUAUUUCGCCUUGUCAAAGAUAGGUCCAAGUUAAUUCACCUCCGCCAAUUGUUAUAUCGCAAUGAAUUCAUUAUCAGGUGUAUCGAUGUGAACCUUUUUGAAAGUGUGGAGUUCGUUUCUUUUCAUAAUAUUGACCCUGUUGACAUUAUAGAAUGCAGAAUUGGAAAUGGGCAUAACCCACAAAUUCAAAUCAGGAUCUCUCAGAAUGAUUCUACUAGGGAAAUUAUUCAAUUGAACUUCAGAGAAGUAAAGAAGCUUCUAUCAAUAAGAGCCUGUAUCAGAGGCUUGUGGUUAACUUCAAACCAUCUUUUUCAUGAUAAUCAUGUUAACUUUGCCUUCUUGGACAUGGAGUACCACCAGCUCAUGACUUUUGUGAACAGUAUACCUUCUUUAAAUUCAAUUAAUACAGAUUUUGGGUAUCCGAUUUUUCUUCCAGUAAAAAAAUUGACAUUAUACGAUUGCGUUACUCGGUUUUUGUUUAACGUCGAGAGAAUAGAAAAUCUCCAAAUUGCUUAUUCAAUUCUUUCUUCACCUCCUUUCAGACUCGAGAAUAUUCACUUUCCAAGAUUGAAAACUCUAAUAACAGAAAAUAUAAUCUCAAUAUUUGAUGGCUUGCAUUGGCAGGGGUCACCAGAGUUGAGUAUGGUUUGUAUCAACAAUUUCGAUGACGUGGUGUUGAAAAAUUUGACUGAAGAAUUCUUGCCAACUCUAGUGAAGUUAACCGUAAAACACGUUGACAUUAUCGAAGGCCCAAUAAACAUUCCAAAAGUACAAGAACUCAGGCUAUGGAAUGUCAAAUAUCAUGAAAUAUAUGGCCUUCACAGAUGCUUUGAGUUAAAGAUUCUUAAACUUGAAGAGGUUGGAUUAUUAGAAAUUCCUGAUCUUGAAGUAUUUGUGAAUUUGGAAAAACUUCUUUUACCUAAGAAUCAUAUUAUUGAGAUGAAAAACCUUGGGCUGGCUGAAAAGUUGAAGGUUUUAAAUUUGUCAGGCAAUAAUAUUAUAAUAAUUCAGAAUGUUGAAAAUUUGCCAAAUUUAUCAAAGCUUGACUUAUCAGUGAAUGUAAUUCGCAAGAUAGAGUCCCUUGAUAAGUUAAGCGGUUUGAAAACUCUUUAUUUAGGUUGUAACGAGAUCAAAAAGAUUGAAGGUCUUGAAAGUUUAAAGCAAUUAGAAGCUCUUGAUCUUAACACUAACUGCGUGGAGAUUCUUGAAAAUCUUGACGAGUUACUGAACAUUCAGGAAUUGAAUUUGUAUGGCAACAGGUUAUACAGGAUUCAAAAUAUCUCAAAGUUAACUAAUUUGAGGAAACUUGAUUUGAGUGAUAAUAGGAUAAAGAAAAUUGAGAACUUGGAUUUUUUGACAGGAAUGGUGGAUUUGUAUUUAAUGAAAAAUAAGUUAACAAUCCUUGAGAACGUCAACAAUUUGCGGAAUUUAAAUAGAAUACUUUUAUCAAAUAACAACAUCACGAAAAUUGAGAAUCUUGAUAAUUGUACGAAAUUGACCACUUUGGGUUUGAAUGGGAAUUUUAUAUCUAAGAUUGAAAACCUCGAUAAAUUGAAUGAUUUGAUAUACCUUGAUCUAUCAAAAAAUCAAAUCACUAUAAUGGAAAACUUGUCACACUUGAAAUGCUUGAAGUAUUUGUUCUUGAAUCAUAACAAGCUUGGCAAAAUCGAAGGAAUUAAUUCCUUAGCGAGUUUGGAAAUUCUCAAUUUAUCAUGUAAUAACAUCAAGCUUAUUGAAAACAUUUUUGGCUUGAUGAAUCUUAGAGAAAUAUCUUUGCAAAAUAAUCAAUUACAAUUGGGCUACGAGAUUCCCUGA
Molecule: messenger RNA, 1857 nt
Organism: Saccharomycopsis crataegensis
Lineage: Eukaryota; Fungi; Ascomycota; Saccharomycetes; Ascoideales; Saccharomycopsidaceae
Exons: 1
Coding region: 1-1857 (618 amino acids)
Molecular function (GO): protein binding
Source: RefSeq, a predicted model, not a curated record